Sinocyclocheilus anshuiensis is the source of this 3076-nucleotide messenger RNA. Its product is annotated as N-acetylgalactosaminyltransferase 7-like. NCBI's taxonomy places the organism in Eukaryota, Metazoa, Chordata, Actinopteri, Cypriniformes, Cyprinidae. The coding region runs from base 503 to 2260 and encodes 585 amino acids. The transcript has 10 exons. The record is from RefSeq and is a predicted model, not a curated record. Gene Ontology annotation, molecular function: polypeptide N-acetylgalactosaminyltransferase activity. Gene Ontology annotation, biological process: protein O-linked glycosylation. Gene Ontology annotation, cellular component: Golgi apparatus.
CAAGAAUUUAAGGUCACCCACAGAACCAACAGUCGUUUUUCUCGGUCUCUUCGGGAACAAAAGAGCAUUAAUGCGUGCGUGGCACAAAGUCUUUUGCAAUAGUUGUGCCCGUAGACGCCUAUCCAGCAACAUUUGUGGAAGUCUCCAUUACACGUCACCGCCCCGCACAUCUCGACUCGACGGGCCUUUUAUUUUCUAUCAAUCAUGCUGCAUGUCCGUGUGUGUUCAUUCACACAUCCGUGUGUGUAGUGUUCAGAUCUCAUGGCUGCGUGGCGCACGCACGCACGCAACUGCUGGCUUUUUUUGUAUCAUGUCUCUUCGUGACUCAGUCAUAAAGAGGACAGUGGGAGUUUAAUUGAAUAAAGGAGCAAGGAGAGAGAGAGAGAAAGAAACAGAGUGAGAGGGAGCGAAUCGAUGUAGCCAUACAGGCUACAGUGUUUAUGUAUUUGUGCUGGCUCCCCUUUUUCUUUCUUUCUUAUUAUUUGUCAACUGAUUUUCCAAAAUGAGGUUAAAAGUUGGAUUCAUCAUUCGAAGUUUACUGGUCAUCGGCACGUUUUUGGGGCUGGUUUUGCUUUGGUCUUCGCUGACACCGAAUGGAGUCGACGAUAACCCGUUUGCUGGCGUACUGGCAGGACGAGAUGCAGGUAAACUCUUGCAGCCCAACCUUCCCAACAAUGACAUGGCUGACCAGUUCAAGCCGGUUGUUCCUUGGCCCCACGUCGAAGGAGUUGAGGUCGAUCUAGAGUCUAUCCGCCAGAAAAAUGGUGACAAGCCAAACCCUGCAUUCAAAGCCCAGAACCAGCAGAAUGUCAUCCAGAAGCAAUAUAUUACCUUCAAGCCUCACACCAAUAUGUUUAGUGAACCUGUGUUGAAGAAAGGAGUUCUGGGCAACUUUGAGCCUAAGGAACCUGAGCCUCAGGGGGUCCAGGGUGGACCGGGAGAGGGCAGCAAAGCAUUCGUACUGGGACCGGAGUACAAAGAUUCUGUUCAGGCCAGCAUCAAGGAAUUCGGUUUUAAUAUGGUAGCCAGUGACAUGAUUUCUCUGGAUCGAACCGUUGGUGACUUGCGACAUGAAGAGUGUAAAUACUGGCACUAUGAUGAAAACCUCCUCACCUCCAGCGUGAUCAUUGUCUUCCAUAAUGAGGGCUGGUCCACCCUGAUGAGGACGGUGCACAGCGUCAUCAAAAGAACCCCAAGGAAAUACCUGGCUGAGAUUGUCAUGAUUGAUGACUUUAGUAACAAAGGUUGCAGAACGGUCUGCACAGUACCGUUGAUAGAUUACAUAGACGGCAAUGAUUAUACCAUAGAGCCACAGCAGGGAGGGGAUGAGGACGGUCUGGCGCGAGGCGCCUGGGACUGGAGCCUCCUGUGGAAAAGGGUCCCUCUCAGCAGCAGGGAGAAGGCUAAGAGAAAGCAUAAGACAGAGCCUUAUCGGUCUCCUGCAAUGGCUGGAGGACUCUUCGCAAUAGAGAGAGAUUUCUUUUUCGAGCUGGGCCUCUAUGAUCCAGGCCUACAGAUCUGGGGAGGAGAAAACUUUGAGAUAUCCUACAAGAUAUGGCAGUGUGGUGGGCAGCUUCUGUUCGUGCCAUGUUCACGGGUGGGGCACAUCUACCGUCUACAGGGCUGGCAGGGAAACCCACCUCCUGCUCAUGUAGGCUCAUCCCCCACGCUUAAGAACUAUGUGCGGGUGGUGGAGGUGUGGUGGGAUGAGUAUAAAGACUAUUUCUACGCAAGUCGACCUGAGACACUGACACUGGCCUACGGAGACACCAGCAGCUUGAAAAAGUUCAGAGAGGAACAUCGCUGCAAGAGCUUCAAGUGGUUCAUGGAAGAGAUUGCCUAUGACAUCCCUCUGCAUUACCCACUGCCUCCAAAGAAUGUGGAAUGGGGCGAGAUCCGUGGGUUUGAGACCAGCUACUGCAUCGACAGCAUGGGCCACACCAAUGGUGGCAAUGUCGAAAUUGGGCCUUGUCAUAGAAUGGGUGGAAAUCAGCUCUUUAGAAUUAAUGAAGCAAACCAGCUCAUGCAGUAUGACCAGUGCCUGACAAAGGGGGGAGACGGAACUGCUGUCAUCAUAACACACUGCAACCUAAACGAGCACACGGAGUGGAGAUAUUUUAAGGAUCUACAUCGAUUCACACAUAUACCUACAGGGAAAUGCUUGGAUCGCUCUGACGUCUUGCACAAAGUUUAUAUAGCUGACUGUGACAACAGCAAGAGCUCGCAGAAGUGGGAGAUGAACAACAUUGUGGCAGUUUGAGAGCCAGGCUCAAAUGUGCUUCAAGGAUAAACACUGACUACAGCAACAGGUUUUACCAGUAUAAAUGUGACUAAUUAGGUUUUAGUCAUCACCCGAAUAACUCUGAACUCUGAUCAUAAACAUAAACUUUUUUCUCCAUUGAAGACAAUGUUUACAUCGGGUCAUCCCCAGUGUCCAUCGCAUGGGUUUUUCUUUGGAAUCUGUGAAUUGGAGGGGUCUACCUAACAGAAUGUUUUUCCCUUUCACAGAAUGUGCACAAUGUGUGCUGAGAUGAAUUAUCUAAUACCACUUUUGUUGCUGCUCCAUUAUAAAAUACAGGUUGUCCAUCAAGUACUGGGAUGCAUAUUUUUUUAAUACUGGACCUUCAUUAUGUUUGAGAUGACAACCUGCCACUUGAACUAUUUUCGUCUUUGGCACAAUGGCACUUUUUUUGCCAUAUACUAUGGGUAAAGAAUGGGAGUGGAGAGAAAUUGGGAUAUAAGGUCAACAAUGAGAAAAAAAAAGCGAUAAAUUUAUUUUUGUCUGCUGCAUUAAAAAGUUUGAUUGGUUGGGGGAAUAGAUGUUUAUUUGUAUGUGAAAAUCAACGUUUGAUUAUAAUACUAUUCAUGGCCAAAAAUCAUCUCGAGCAAAUGGAGCAAAGUUAUGUUUUAAGGGCAAGAAUGAUUACAAUGUGUACAUUUUAGUUUUUGUACAAUGUAAAUAUGAGUAUUUCUAAAUUAACCUUUUGAGAUAUGGUGGGCUUCCCAAUGAAGGUGUAAAUAUCUAACUUAUAAUGGUUGUUUUCUCAAGAAAAUAAAUGGAACAUUUUUACCAGUC